AUGGACGAUCAUGUAGGGGCUGGAAGAGGCUCGUACAUCUGGGGGCGGAGCAUCCACAAUGUUCGAAUCGAGCACCUAUGGGUCGAUGUCACAGCGCAAGUAACAUCAAAAUGGGCCGACUUCUUCACGGACCUCGAGCUCCGCCAUGGGCUGAACAUCAACAACAUCGACCACAUUCACCUCCUGCACUAUCUCUUCCUACCCCUGAUCAACACAGAACUGCUGUAUUUCGUCUCAGGCUGGAACCACCACACUAUUUCUGGUGUAAAUCGUACACCUUCCGAUAUGUUCGGUUGGGACAUGUAUGUCCACGGUAUCCGUGGUGGCCAACUUCCUCCACAUCAGCAGCUGUUGACAGACGAAGAACUCGAGUAUUAUGGGGUCGACUUCGAGGGUCUCGGAGAGGAUGCCCUAUUGGGCUCUCGCGAGGCGAACAACCCAGAAGACGAAGGUGUCUCAUCAUUUCUAGGCCGCAUACCACCUGCCGAGCGCCUUAACACCAUCGCAGUUGAGACUGGCGACACGAACUGGCCAGAGGAGCUGAUUCAGGGUUUGCAGGGCCUGAAGUAUGCAGUGCAAGGCCGCGCAGACGACGAGUCCCUGACUGGAUUAUGGACAGCUUCUCUCGUCCUCAUGUGUACUUACUUUGGUGAUGUUAUGACGAAUUGA
This is a messenger RNA of Fomitopsis serialis, 669 nucleotides long. RefSeq lists its product as uncharacterized. NCBI's taxonomy places the organism in Eukaryota, Fungi, Basidiomycota, Agaricomycetes, Polyporales, Fomitopsidaceae. The record is from RefSeq and is a predicted model, not a curated record. The coding region runs from base 1 to 669 and encodes 222 amino acids. The transcript is spliced from 2 exons.